Molecule: messenger RNA, 5703 nt
Organism: Myotis brandtii (Brandt's bat)
Lineage: Eukaryota; Metazoa; Chordata; Mammalia; Chiroptera; Vespertilionidae
Product: protein furry homolog
Exons: 27
Coding region: 137-4369 (1410 amino acids)
Biological process (GO): neuron projection development; cell morphogenesis
Cellular component (GO): cell cortex; site of polarized growth
Source: RefSeq, a predicted model, not a curated record
CACUAAAUAAAGAAAACAAAAUUAUCUUCCUAAAAAUAAAGCACGUUGUCUUUCUCACCCUACAGAUGACCCAAUAUCUCCCUACCUGGGGUGGCUGUUGACUAUCACAGAGACCAAACAGCCACAGCCCUUACCAAUGCCUUCUACUGGGGGAUGCUGGGCCCCCCUGGUUGACUACCUCCCAGAAACCAUCACCCCUCGGGGACCACUCCACAGGUGCAAUAUUGCUGUGAUUUUUAUGACUGAGAUGGUGGUAGAUCACAGUGUAAGAGAAGACUGGGCUCUUCACCUGCCGUUAUUACUUCAUGCUGUCUUCUUAGGAUUGGACCAUUACCGGCCUGAAGUCUUUGAACACAGCAAAAAUUUGCUUCUUCACCUCUUGAUUGCACUGUCCUGCAACAGCAAUUUCCAUGCCAUCGCCUCUGUGCUCCUGCAGACUCGAGAAAUGGGGGAAACUAAGACUCUAACAGUCCAGCCAGCUUAUCAACCCGAGUAUCUCUACACAGGUGGCUUUGACUUCCUGAGGGAGGACCAGUCAUCACCAGUGCCAGACUCGGGGCUGAGCUCCAGUUCCACCUCUUCCAGCAUCAGUCUGGGAGGCAGCAGCGGGAACCUCCCACAGAUGUCCCAAGAGGUAGAAGACGUAGACACCACUGCUGAAACAGAUGAGAAGGCCAACAAGCUCAUUGAGUUCCUGACAACCAGGGCAUUCGGUCCACUUUGGUGCCAUGAAGACAUCACACCCAAAAAUCAAAAUUCAAAGAGUGCCGAACAACUCACAAACUUUCUACGGCACGUUUUGUCCGUAUUUAAAGAUUCUAAAUCAGGCUUCCGUCUGGAGCAACACUUGAGUGAGGUUGCAUUGCAGACAGCCCUGGCAAGUUCUUCAAGGCACUAUGCCUGUCGGUCCUUCCAGAUAUUCCGGGCAAUCAAACAACCUCUGUCAGCGCAUGCCUUGUCUGACCUUCUCUCCAGACUGGUGGAGGUGAUCGGAGAACAUGGCGAUGAGAUUCAGGGUUACGUAAUGGAAGCACUCCUGACUUUGGAAUCUGCCGUGGAUAACUUGUCUGACUGCUUGAAGAACAGUGAUCUCUUAACUGUAUUAUCUCGUUCUUCAUCACCAGAUUUAAGCUCUAGCAGUAAACUUACAGCAAGCAGAAAGAGCACAGGACAACUAAAUGUGAACCCUGGAACAAGUAGUGGCAACACAGCAACUGCAGAACGGAGCCGGCAUCAGAGAAGUUUCUCUGUGCCCAAGAAGUUUGGUGUUAUCGACCGAUCCUCAGACCCACCUCGGAGUGCCACACUGGACAGAAUUCAGGCUUGUACCCAGCAAGGUCUCUCCUCAAAAACCAGGAGCUCAUCCUCCUUGAAGGACAGCCUCACAGACCCAUCACACAUAAACCAUCCAACCAACCUGUUGGCCACCAUCUUUUGGGUCACAGUGGCCUUGAUGGAAUCUGAUUUUGAGUUUGAAUACCUCAUGGCCUUAAGGCUGUUGAACAGACUUCUGGCUCACAUGCCACUCGAUAAAGCUGAGAAUCGAGAAAAACUUGAGAAACUCCAGGCACAGCUCAAGUGGUCAGACUUCUCAGGGUUACAGCAGCUGCUGCUGAAAGGGUUCACCUCCCUCACCACCACAGACCUGACCCAGCAGCUUUUCAGUUUGCUGACACCAGUGUCCAAAGUAUCCAUGGUGGACUCAUCCCAAGCCAUCGGAUUUCCUUUGAAUGUCCUGUGUCUCCUGCCCCAGCUGAUUCAGCACUUUGAAAACCCAAACCAGUUCUGUAAGGAUAUAGCCAACAGGAUUGCUCAGGUUUGUUUGGAAGAGAAGAAUCCCAAACUUUCCAAUCUUGCACAUGUCAUGACUCUUUAUAAAACACACAGCUAUACAAGGGACUGUGCCACCUGGGUCAACGUGGUCUGCCGGUACCUUCAUGAAGCAUAUGCUGACAUCACCUUGAACAUGGUUACCUACCUGGCAGAGUUGCUGGAGAAAGGCCUCCCGAGCAUGCAGCAGCCCCUUCUCCAGGUCAUCUACAGCCUGCUCAGCUACAUGGACCUUUCGGUUGUUCCUGUAAAGCAGUUUAACGUGGAAGUUCUGAAGACCAUCGAGAAAUAUGUGCAAAGUGUUCACUGGAGAGAAGCUCUGAAUAUCUUGAAGCUGGUGGUUUCUCGGUCGGCCAGCCUCAUUUUGCCUUCCUACCAGCACAGUGACCUGUCAAAGAUAGAAAUACAUCGAGUAUGGACCAGUGCUUCUAAGGAAUUACCAGGGAAAACUCUGGACUUUCACUUUGACAUUUCAGAGACGCCAAUCAUCGGGAGGCGAUAUGAUGAACUGCAGAACUCUUCUGGCCGAGAUGGGAAGCCCAGGACUGUGGCUGUCACCCGGAGCACGUCCUCCACCUCAUCAGGCUCCAACUCCAAUGUCCUUGUUCCUGUGAGCUGGAAGAGACCCCAGUAUUCUCAGAAGAGGACAAAAGAGAAGUUGGUGCAUGUCCUUUCUCUGUGUGGCCAAGAAGUAGGAUUGAGCAAAAAUCCAUCAGUAAUUUUUUCAUCAUGUGGGGACUUGGACCUGCUGGAGCAUCAGACGAGCUUGGUCUCUUCCGAGGAUGGUGCCCGAGAACCGGAGAACAUGGAUGACACAAACAGUGAGCAACAGUUCAGAGUCUUUAGAGACUUCGAUUUCCUGGAUGUAGAACUAGAGGACGGAGAGGAGCUUCAGGGUGAGAGUAUGGACAACUUUAACUGGGGAGUACGCAGACGAUCUCUGGACAGUCUAGACAAGUGUGACAUGCAGCUUCUGGAGGAGCACCAGCUUUCGGGAAGUUCUCCCAGCCUAAAUAAAAUGAACCAUGAGGACUCUGAUGAAUCGUCUGAGGAGGAGGACCUGACCACCAGCCAAAUCCUAGAGCACUCGGACCUCAUCAUGAAUCUCUCCCCUUCUGAGGAGGUCAACCCUGUGGAAUCGCUCACUUCAGCCUGUGACAUGACCCCUGCUGACUCUCAUUCCUUUAGCACUAGAAUGGCUAGCUUUGACUCUUCUUUGCCUGAUAUGAAUAGUCUUCAGAUUUCUGAGGGUUCCAAGGCUGAAGCUGUACAGGAGGAGGAGGAGACCACCAUACACGAAGAUGAUCUUUCUACUUCCAUCAAUGAACUCCCAGCAACUUUCGAAUGUAGUGAUAGCUUUAGUCUGGAUAUGACUGAGGCAGAAGAAAAAAGCAACCAAACCCUGGACCAGUUCACUCUGGCAAGCUUUGGAGAAGGUGACAGGAGAGUCUCUCCCCCGCCCUCACCCUUCUUCUCGGCCAUCCUUGCUGCAUUUCAGCCUGCAGCCUGUGACGAUGCAGAGGAAGCCUGGCGCAGCCACAUCAACCAGCUCAUGUGCGACUCUGAUGGCUCCUGUGCUGUGUACACGUUUCACGUGUUCUCUUCCUUGUUUAAGAAUAUUCAGAAAAGGUUCUGCUUUCUAACCUGUGAUGCGGCCAGUUACCUUGGAGACAACCUCAGGGGGAUCGGGUCCAAGUUUGUCAGCUCCUCCCAAAUGCUCACCUCAUGCUCCGAGUGCCCCACACUUUUCGUGGAUGCUGAGACUCUUCUUUCUUGUGGACUUCUGGACAAGCUCAAGUUCAGUGUUUUAGAACUGCAAGAAUAUCUAGACACCUACAACAACAGAAAAGAGGCCACUCUCUCAUGGCUUGCAAAUUGUAAGGCGACAUUUGCUGGAGGAUCAAGAGAUGGCGUAAUUACCUGCCAACCAGGGGAUUCAGAAGAAAAGCAAAUGGAAUCUCUGGCACAAUUGGAACUGUGUCAGAGGUUAUAUAAGCUACACUUCCAGCUGCUGCUGCUUUUUCAGUCCUACUGUAAGCUCAUCGGCCAGGUGCACGAAGUCAGUUCCAUGCCAGAGCUGCUAAAUAUGUCCAGGGAACUGAGUGACUUAAAGAAAAAUCUGAAGGAGGCCACUGCAGCCAUUGCAGCUGACCCUCUUUAUAUAGAGGGUGUGUGGUCUGAACCAACCUUCACGUCUACCGAAGCAGCCAUCCAGUCCAUGCUGGACUGCCUGAAGAACAAUGAACUUGGCAAGGCUUUACAUCAAAUCAGGGAAUGCAGAAGUCUGUGGCCCAAUGACAUCUUUGGAAGCAGUUCUGAUGAUGAGGUCCAGACACUACUGAAUAUAUAUUUCCGUCAUCAAACUCUAGGACAAACAGGUACUUAUGCUUUGGUGGGGUCUAACCAGAGCCUGACCGAAAUCUGCACCAAGCUGAUGGAGCUGAACAUGGAGAUUCGAGAUAUGAUUCGCAGGGCCCAGAGUUAUCGAGUCCUCACUGCUUUUCUUCCAGACUCCAGUGUUUCCGGCACUAGUCUCUGACAGGAGCCCCCUGUCACCCAUGGGUCCCAAGAUGGGUGUGCUGCCAUGCUUGGGUAACAUCACUCAGUAUCUUUUCAGCCUUCAGAAGACUUGGUCAGACUGUUCUCCCUCUUGUUACCUGUUGGACUUUUUCUAAAGGGGAUGACAGAACUUCCAACAUGUAGCAAUACUAAGAACCAAGGUAACAUAAAACAUUUGAGGACAGACUCCAUCUGCCAAGCUAUGUAGCACAAAUGUGUUAUUUUACUGAGCAAAUGCAACUCACUACUGAAGAAGUGACUUCUAUUGCAUACCAAAGUCGACUACCUUGAAGAAUACCCUUCCUUUCUAGAAACUACUUUAGAUUGGCAAAAGUGCAAUGUUCCUUCACACACAAAAAAAUAUUAUAAAACUUGUACAUAUUCUUUCCCUUUAUUUUUCCUUUCUUUUCUUUCCUUUUUUUUGUGAACUGAGGAUGGGACAGGCAGAAUGAAGCUGGCCAUUGAAAACUAAAAGAUGGUCAAAAGCUGACAGCCUGUAUAUGUGAAAAGGGAAUUGUAAAUGGACAAUUUAAUGUACACUGUAAUUUGAAUACAAUUACUAUACCUAAAAGAGCUGCUAUGAAGUACCUUUCUUAUGUUGCUAGGCUACUGUUUCUUAAAACCAUGGAUCUCUUUGCAGGGGUCUGUGAUUAGGACCUUAUUACCAAAAAUUGUCCAGAUAAACCUUUUUUUAUGGAUCUUGGCUGCUUUUUACUAAAAGGUUGCUUUUAUGAGCAUAUUUAUACUACAGAUGGAUGAGUGUUAAUUUUAACCAACUUUGCCAUUUUGUAGAAGAGAGUUAAAAACAUUCACAUGAUAAAUCCCAAGUCUUUUUCACCUGUCAUGCAUGCAUAUUUUAAUAUCUAUUUGGAUAGCCAGAAGUAGAAUUAUAAAGGUAAAAUAUGAGUUAUCACUUUGUUCCUUAAGAAAUGUCAUACUUUAUUUGUAAUAUUUAUCUAAAGGGCCAUUCUUAAGUUUUCUUCCUUAAACUUAAUGCUGUCAAGUGUUAGAUAUGUGCAUGUAAACCUGUUGCACAUCAGAAACAUAUUCAAAGUUUAUCUAUGUAACUUAUUUGCUCUAUAAAUACAUUUAAAGUUUUUGUGAUGUAAUUUUGGUUGGUAUUCUGUUCAGAACUACUUUUAGACUAAAAAAAUAGAAAAUACAAAACAUAUAUUGACCAUGAACUUUAUUUCUGAUUAAUGAAGAUUUUUUCCUUUAACACACUUUACAGUUUUAGAUGUGGGUUGCCACAGUGGUAGCCCCAAGGGGCACCAUUUAUGUGUUUCAUAAAUGGCAGCCAUUGGGGUUGUUCAG